AUGGAGGGACCAACAGAUCUGCCAUUGAAAGAUGAAGCCAGUCAAUUAAGAAAAAUGCAAGAGGGUGAAAGCUCCAAUGUCAAAGAAUCAGUGAAGAAGGCGAUUUUGCGACCAGAUGGAUCUGCAAUUGAAGGUGGAUCCGCUAACCAGAUGAUUUCACCAUCGAUUUCUGAUGUAGUUUAG
Messenger RNA from Oldenlandia corymbosa var. corymbosa, 183 nucleotides. The record is from the annotation of a GenBank genome assembly. Lineage: Eukaryota; Viridiplantae; Streptophyta; Magnoliopsida; Gentianales; Rubiaceae.